Messenger RNA from Volvox carteri f. nagariensis, 615 nucleotides. RefSeq lists its product as uncharacterized. Gene Ontology annotation, biological process: protein deubiquitination; double-strand break repair via homologous recombination. The coding region runs from base 1 to 615 and encodes 204 amino acids. Gene Ontology annotation, molecular function: ubiquitin binding. The transcript has 2 exons. The record is from RefSeq and is a predicted model, not a curated record. Lineage: Eukaryota; Viridiplantae; Chlorophyta; Chlorophyceae; Chlamydomonadales; Volvocaceae.
AUGGCACCAUCAACUAUUACCCUGGUGCUUCGGCCACGGUCUGCGUCAAAUGCGUUUUACAAUCAGACGGCAGCGGAUGGAAGCGUACCCUGGCUUGACAAUGACGUGGCCAACCUGGAUCCUGGCCUGAAUAAAAGCUUGACAGUGUCUGUAGUGAACGGGUCAGCGACAUGGGAGGGAGUCAAGACGUUAGCGUGGCCCGGCUACUACAGCCUCAUACUGCUGCUAACAACUAAUGACUCAUCAUUCGUCAAGGUUGCACCGUUGGAGAUGGAAGUGGAGGUGCUGCCUUGCGGGGUCGGGCAGACGCUUGACCUUUCGCACAGCAGUUACAAAACAUCAUGGACAGGCUGCAGGGCUUGUCCGCCUCAAGAAUACGGGCUGUGGCAGGACGAUCGACCGUGGCUAACAGCGAUCAUACCAAGUUCCGUGGAUGCAGAUGCUGCAGCUGCUGCCGACAGCAGUAGCAGUUUGAUCCCUUACUUCAAAUCUAUGAACAUAACCCUUCGUGCGCAAAACUCAGCAUGCAUGUUAUGUCCCGCAAACGCGCUCUGCCUGGGUGGAGCUGUGAUAGUGCCGGCACCAGGUAUGUCUCGCAAUCGUCAGCGGAACUGA